AUGGGUUCAAAAUCAUCCAAAGUAUCGGAGAAGCCAAAAGGAAAUGUUCGGGAGAAAUUGGAAUUAGAAGAAGUCGGAAAGUGGGAAACUACAGAAGAUGAGGAGAAACCAAAGGAUUCUGAGAAUGAGGAUUGUGCAGAAAACGAUUCUAUCGAUAAUCCGGAAGUCGUGGAAAAUGAAUCAGGAAAUUUCGAGGAAUCAGAAUCCCGCGUCACCACUGGAACUGAGGUAGAUCAGUCUGAAAAUGGUUCCGAUACCGAUGGGGUGACGACUUCUGAGACUGAAGACGAUGAUGAUGAAUCUCCGGAGGAAUACAAUUCCCGCUCUUCUUCGGACCAAAACGAGGAGGAACAUGAAGAGUUGGUUUCGACAUUGGAAGAUUAUGUGGCAGAGAAUGGGAUCUCUCAAGAAACAGCUGAAACGAAUGAUUUGGUUUCCGAAUCUCAGGAGAGGAUAGCUACAGGAGCAGAUGUAGCUGUCUAUCAAUACGAACAAAAUCUUGCAGAUUUUGUAGUUGAGAAUCCGAGUUCAGUAGAAGAAGUUUCUGAGGACGAAAUUCAACUUCUCGAUUCUUCUUCUUAUCCAGUGCAAUCCGAGAAACGUCAGAAUGGUAUGAUCCUGAUCGAGGUGGCUGGCCCACGUGCCGAUCAGAUUCAACAGUUCUGGCAGAUGGUUGUAGAGAAACGGAUUCCAACGAUUCAUAUGACAUGCGACUAUGUCGAAGACGGAGUUUUGAAGUGUGCUCCAUACAAUCCGAUUCUUGGGGAAUCAGAAGUCAAAUGCGGAAUUUUCAUUAUCAAACGACUCGGGACCGAGGCUCAGCUAUCAAUGAAUCUCAAAAGGCAACAACUUCUGAUUUAUGAGACAAAAAAGAGCUUAAACAAGGGAGCGAUUCUAGAAUACAAGCACAGUGUGACUCAUUUUCAAGAAAUUGAGAAUGAUGAUCAUAUUCAACGUUCUAGAAAUCUCGAUGUUAUAAAUAAGCAUGUAUCCCAUCAGCCGAAUCCUCAACUACUCGUUCAUGGAUCAUAA
This is a messenger RNA of Caenorhabditis briggsae, 1032 nucleotides long. NCBI's taxonomy places the organism in Eukaryota, Metazoa, Nematoda, Chromadorea, Rhabditida, Rhabditidae. The record is from RefSeq and is a predicted model, not a curated record. Bases 1 to 1032 code for a protein of 343 amino acids. The transcript is spliced from 4 exons. Gene Ontology annotation, molecular function: protein tyrosine phosphatase activity. Gene Ontology annotation, biological process: protein dephosphorylation.